This is a messenger RNA of Sardina pilchardus (European sardine), 501 nucleotides long. Its product is annotated as protein LIAT1-like. The record is from RefSeq and is a predicted model, not a curated record. The transcript is spliced from 4 exons. Bases 1 to 501 code for a protein of 166 amino acids. NCBI's taxonomy places the organism in Eukaryota, Metazoa, Chordata, Actinopteri, Clupeiformes, Clupeidae.
AUGACAGCAUCAAGACCAGAAUCGAGGAGGAGGAGAAGGACUCUCCUUAAAGGAGCAGUCCUCAGUCCCCAGUCCCUUAAAGGAGCAGUCCUCAGUCCCCAGUCCCUUAAAGGAGCAGUCCCUAGUCCCCAGUCCCUUAAAGGAGCAGUCCCUAGUCCCCAGUCCCUUAAAGGAACAGUCCUCAGUCCCCAUCCCCAGUCCCUUAAAGGAGUAGUCCCUAGUCCCCAGUCCCUUAAAGGAGCAGUCCCUAGUCCCCAGUCCCUUAAAGGAGCAGUCAUCAGUCCCCAGUCCCCAGACCAGUCCUCAGUCCCCAGUCCCCAGUCCCUUAAAGGAAUAGUCCCUAGUCCCCAGUCCCUUAAAGGAGUAGUCCCCAGUCCCCAGUCCCUUAAAGGAGCAGUCCUUAGUCCCCAGUCCCUUAAAGGAGCAGUCCUCAGUCCUCAGUCCCUUAAAGGAGCAGUCCUCAGUCCCCAGUCCCUUAAAGGAGUAGUCCCUAGUCCUUAA